CAUUCUGCAGGAUGUCUUCACACCAAGGAGGCCGUGCCGGCCUGCGCCGCGGUGACCCCACUACGUUGAGCGGCGGCGCCGGUCGCGGUGGCGGCGGUGACCUCACCGGGAAGGUCAAGGGGUUGGAGGUGGUGGUGGAGGAGAAGGUCAAGGAGGUGGAGGUGGUGAUGAUGGCGGAGAAGGGAAAUGCCGUGGCCGCUGGUGGUGACAGCGCCGGGAAGGUCAAGGGGUUGGAGGUGGUGGUGGAGGAGAAGGGCGAUGAGGUGGAGGUGGUGAUGGUGGAGGAGAAGGGAGAUGUUGUGGCCGCUGGCGGUGACCUCAUCGGGAAGGUCAAGGAGGUGGAGGUGGUGGUGGAGGAGAAGGUCAAGGAGGUGGAGGUGGUGAUGGCGGAGAAGGGAGAUGAGGUGGAGGUGGUAAUGGAGGAGAAGGGAGAUGAGGUGGAAGAUAAGAGUGAGGUGGAGGAUGGGAAGGGUGAGGAGGAGGUGGAGGAUGGGAAGGGUGACGAGUUGGAUAAGAAGGGUGAGGAGGGUGAGGAGGUGGAUGGGAAGGGUGGGGAGGGUGAGGAGGGUGAGGAGGAGGUGGAUGAUGAGGACGAGGAGGUGGGUGACAGUGAGGAGGAGGUGGAGGGUGCGGAGGAGGUGGAGGGUGAGGUGGAUGAGGAUGAGAAGGGUGAGGAGGUGGAGGACGAGGAGGGUGACAGUGAGGAGGUGUUGAUGGCCUCCUCCUCCCACGUCGUCCUCAAGCGCCAGCGGAGCCUCACGGGGCGAGGCAGCCCCACGGAGCAGGAGAGAAAGAG
Lethenteron reissneri (Far Eastern brook lamprey) is the source of this 796-nucleotide messenger RNA. RefSeq lists its product as uncharacterized. The record is from RefSeq and is a predicted model, not a curated record. NCBI's taxonomy places the organism in Eukaryota, Metazoa, Chordata, Hyperoartia, Petromyzontiformes, Petromyzontidae.